Caenorhabditis angaria is the source of this 688-nucleotide messenger RNA. Lineage: Eukaryota; Metazoa; Nematoda; Chromadorea; Rhabditida; Rhabditidae. The record is from the annotation of a GenBank genome assembly.
AUGUCCGACAACAAUGAACGCAGCAACUCUUCAACUGGUGAAGGAUCUGAAGAUGAAUCGAAGAAGUUUCAGCAUAACGCUGCUGUCAAUGUGAGUUUUAAAAAUCAAUAUCGUUCUUAGUUCUAAAAACACGUUUUUACAGCCAAAAAGAACACGGAAAUUUAUGAAAAGAUCUUGUAAAGGAGGUGCCGAAUAUGACGAAAAGAAGGAUCGCCGAACCAAAUAUUAUGAACCUUUAAACUGCCAUGGAAAGUCUAAAGAAGCGUUGGAGUUGGUUGAUCCCUAUAAUAUUCGCCGUGAGCUUUCAAAGAGCAAAGCUAUGACUGAUGCUUCAGUCAGAGCUGAAGAGGAAGCUCUUCUCGAGGCCGAGUGGGCUGAUACAAAAACACCAGCUCCGCCUUCCAAGGAUAUUUUGUCGAUUGUUUGGCCUAAGUGGUGUGACACGGUCGACCCGCAAGAGCUUGAGCAGCGCCUAACCAAUUGGAACCGUAACGCGCCUCCACCUCCGAGAUGGAGACGAAGUGAAGUCGAUUGCGACACGUCAUUAGGAUUUUGGUUGGCAAAGAAUAAGAAGACGGUUUUGGAUGCUGAUGGCAAUCCGCCCACAACAUCGAAUGCGCCAAUUCAAGAACCGGAUGAGACGAUGGAUAUAGAUGAGGAGGAUGAAGAGGAGAAUGAAGAUGAGUGA